AUGGCCGUGUCCAGACUCUACGAGCCAAGCCAGGAUUGGCCGGCUUGCACGCUCAGCUAUCGUCGCUUCCACCUGCUAUGGACACUUCCGCUCUGCGCUCUACUCUUCGCCAUCGCUCGUCCCUUUCUCACCAAACUCGAUCGCGCAAAGCUCAUUCUGCUUCCCAUCAUCGCUUUUGUGUGGACGACGCCAUGGGACAAUCUCAUCGUGCGUAACCGCGCCUGGUUCUACCAUCGCCACUGCAUAUGGUUCACCGUCGGCUAUGUGCCCAUCGAAGAGUACUUCUUCUUCGUCGUACAGAGCCUCAUCUCCACCUUGUGGUGCACCCUCCUCACUCGUUGGACGUUACCCAACCUCUAUCUCACGCCAUCGUCACCGACGCGACGCUCCUUGGCUACACCGGCGCUCGUGCUGUGCGCGCUCUCUCUCGUAUUCGGUCUCAAGGCUGCGGUCCCAGAGACGCAUACUUACUACUUUGGCAUGAUCUCUUGGUGGUCAUCUCUUCCGCUGGCGCUGCUUUUGUGGGGGUCGAUUGAUUUUGUCCGUAACAUGGGUGUCCGAGUUGGCCUGCUACCCUUUGCGCUCUCCGUUCUCGUCCCAACCUUCUACCUCUGGGGCUCCGACGUCUAUGCGCUGCGCAGGGGAACCUGGCACAUCAACGAGGCGACCUCGCUCAACGUCUUCCCCAUCCCGGAUCUGCCCAUCGAAGAGAUGCUCUUCUUCUUUGUCACCAACCUCAUCCUAGUCAGUGCCUGCUUCACGUUCGAUCGCUGCGUCGCAAUCUGCAGACUAUCGGCUUCGGACAAUUCGCCCCCCUUGUCGCCCAGCUACUUACCCCUUGGCUCACUGGCCACAUAUACCAAGCUCUGGGCCGCCUUUGUCCGCUCAGAUCACCAUCCUCUUCCAAAGAGCGCAGCAAGUGCGAGCGUCGUACCAAGCGACCUCGCUGCCUCGCUCAAGGUUUUGCGAGCCGCCUCCAAGUCAUUCAACGCCGCCAGCCUUCUCCUGCCGUGGGACCUCCGCACCGACCUGGGAUGCUUGUAUGCCUUCUGCCGCGUUGCUGACGAUCUGGUGGACGACGAUGCCGAGGGCCUGGCGGCCAAAACCAAGAACCUCCAGGUCAUUCGAGACAUUGUCGAUGCCAUCUACGCCACCUCCAAGAUCGACCACAAACUGUCAGCAGAAUCGAGUCAGCCUUCGGCAUCGAUUGGCGAGCGCAUCAGCGCCAUGCUCUCACCGCUCUCACUUUCCGACAAGGUCAAGCAGGACACGCGCGCAGCAGCAGCAUCAAUAGCUCCGCUUACUCGAUACAUUCCCCGACGGCUCUGGUACGAGAUGCUGCAAGGCUAUACUACCGACUUGCGCUUUGAGCAUCCGGAUGCAGAUCAACGGACGCGCUUGCGCAGCAUGGAUGAUCUCGUCGAGUAUUCGCAGUGCGUAGCAGGAGUGGUGGGAGAGAUGUGUACUCGAGUCAUCCUGGGUCGAUGCGGCUCACCGGUGCCACUGGAUCUCCAAGUUGAUCGACGAAUCGCGGCAAGUUCGACAAAAGCAAAGCAGAAAAGCAUCCAUUCGAGUCUGCUCGAUCUCACGCAGACGGCAGACCUGCACGCUCUCCUGUACGAGGCGAGGCGCAUGGGUGUCAGUCUGCAGCUCGUCAACAUUGCGCGCGACAUCGUCCCGGAUUCGGUCGAGUUGCGUAGGUGCUAUCUCCCCGCAGACAUGUUUGACAGCGAAGACGGCGAGAUGCAAGACGCUCUGUUGGACGGCAAGAUCGCCGCGCCAAAGCAAGAAAGUGAACCGAAAGGUGUCGCUGACGGAAAGACGCUGGUUCGACCUCAAGAUGUGCGCAAAUACGCGCUGCGAUUGCUCACGAUCUCGCAACGACUCUACGACGAAUCAUAUCCAGCACUGGGUCAGAUCCCCAACCGUCCAGCGCGUGCCGGUUUGAAAGCCGCCUGCUCUGUAUACGCCGCCAUCGGAACGCGAAUCGAAGCGCAGACAGAGCAAGAGAUCGCUUCGGGCAGAAGGGCACGCAUGUCCAACCUGGAUCGCAUCCUGCGUGCCAUCUCUGCUGUCUAUUUCGGCGUUUGA
This is a messenger RNA of Pseudozyma hubeiensis SY62, 2091 nucleotides long. RefSeq names its product geranylgeranyl-diphosphate geranylgeranyltransferase. Bases 1 to 2091 code for a protein of 696 amino acids. Gene Ontology annotation, biological process: biosynthetic process. The record is from RefSeq and is a predicted model, not a curated record. The transcript has a single exon. Gene Ontology annotation, molecular function: intramolecular lyase activity. Lineage: Eukaryota; Fungi; Basidiomycota; Ustilaginomycetes; Ustilaginales; Ustilaginaceae.